CCGGCUGUAGUGGGUUGGAGGGAGAAUUUGUCCCUAGUGACAUUUUCUACCACCUGCACACUAAGAUCAGCGCUUUUCCAACGAUCUAGCGCAUCAUGUUUCGACCCAUCCUGCCAGCAUGUCGUGCUCCACCUAUACCAGUCAUGGGCUGCUGUCGCCGGCAUGCGACUUUGGCUGGCCCUCACCAAAAUAGAAUGUCCAGGAUGCUCGCACCAACCUCUAAAGCUGUACACGCUGCGGAUAAUGCACAUUCUGCAGUUAGUCACAAUCUUCUGUUAAGGGCAGGAUACAUAAGGCAGUCUUCGGCCGGAAUGUACAGUUUUUUGCCGCUCGCCCUACGUGUUCUUGGAAAAAUAGAAAGGAUCAUCGACGAAGAAAUCCAACGUGUAGGUGGUCAAAAGCUAUCUUUGCCAUGUCUCCUCCCAUCCGAUGGUUGGAAGAAAACGGGACGCUGGGAAUCAACUGGUUCUGAGAUGUUUAAGGUUACCGAUCGGAAAGGAGGCGAGUUUUGCUUAGCACCAACUCACGAGGAAGAGAUCACGCAGCUAGUCGCUGCAGAGGUUUCCUCAUGGAAACAACUACCGCUUCGCCUAUACCAAACAGGACGUAAAUAUCGCGAUGAAGCACGGCCAAGGUCGGGGCUGCUUCGUGCCCGGGAAUUCAUCAUGAAAGACCUUUACUCUUUCGAUGCAACUGAAGAAGCUGCCUUAGCAACCUAUGAUGAACUAAGGAAUGCUUACGACCGAAUAUUGAAAAGGAUUGGCAUACCGUUUGCUGCUGCAGAAGCUGAUAGCGGAAAUAUUGGAGGAACGAGGUCUCACGAGUACCAUUUUCUAUCAACUGUUGGCGAAGAUACACUUUUGACCUGCAACAAUUGCGGGUAUACCGCGAAUGAAGAAAGAGCAGUGGGAAUCCUAAGGCCACCGCAGAAUGACGACAUGACCACGGAGGAACUACGAUUCAGCUUCGGAAGACAGGAUCAGAGCGAAUGGUGCAAUGCUAGUGUUACGGUACCAAAUGGUCGCACGCUGAAUCCCGCAAAGCUUAAAGCACAUCCAGCCCUGAAAGGAUUAGUCGUCAAAUUCAAUAAUCCAACGGAGUCAAAUGCCUUUCCCAACGAAACGAAAUUCAUUGAUCACAGAGUUCGAAGAAGGGAAACUGCAUUGGAUGACUCUCGGACGCAUAUUGGAGACUUCACCAUGAUCCAACAUGGUGAUGGGUGUUCCGUUUGCAACAGUGCAUCUCAACACCAUGAUUCGCAGCCAUCUCAAUUCCUCCAAUCCCAUCGGGCGAUAGAGAUCGGUCACACCUUUUUCUUGGGUACAAAAUAUUCAGCCUCCCUAGGUGCGACAUUCAAAAACGAGAAGCAAGAGGUUGUUCCGAUGCAAAUGGGCUGCUUCGGCAUAGGCGUGACUAGGAUGAUGGCCGCGGUGGUUGAGGCCAGCCAUGAUCAGCAUGGCAUUAUUUGGCCAGAGUCUAUUGCCCCAUAUCGCAUAUGCAUCGUUCCAAUGUUAAACAAGAAGAGCGCGCUAGAACAACAGCGGGCCAUAUCAGGUGCCAUUGAGCAACUUUACAGCCUUUUAAAGGAUGCAGCUGGGCAGGAGGAUAUUGUUGUUGACGAUCGAGAAGAUAUGACCCUCGGAUUCAAAAUGAAGGAUGCCUCGCUGAUUGGGUAUCCUUACAUGAUCGUGUUGGGAAAAACGUUCUUGCAGGACGGAUUGGUGGAAGUCCAUAUAAGAAAAACGGAGGAAAAGCGCUUGAUGAGGAUCGAAGAUAUUACAACAAUGUUCAAUCAUUAGUUAUUGAUACAAAGUUCAGUGUACAUUGUACUUAAUUUAAUCUUCCUCGCAUUUACAAAACAUUCCUAAAUAAUUAUUGACCGACACCGGCUGUCACCAUACCGCUGGUGCCUCGUCCACGAUCUCACUUAUUGUCAUUGGUAUUGGAU
Molecule: messenger RNA, 1948 nt
Organism: Spizellomyces punctatus DAOM BR117
Lineage: Eukaryota; Fungi; Chytridiomycota; Chytridiomycetes; Spizellomycetales; Spizellomycetaceae
Product: proline-tRNA ligase
Exons: 7
Coding region: 96-1799 (567 amino acids)
Biological process (GO): prolyl-tRNA aminoacylation
Cellular component (GO): cytoplasm; mitochondrion
Molecular function (GO): ATP binding; proline-tRNA ligase activity
Source: RefSeq, a predicted model, not a curated record